Acanthaster planci (crown-of-thorns starfish) is the source of this 2414-nucleotide messenger RNA. RefSeq names its product NME/NM23 family member 7 (gene nme7). Gene Ontology annotation, cellular component: centrosome; axonemal microtubule. The record is from RefSeq and is a predicted model, not a curated record. Gene Ontology annotation, molecular function: ATP binding; nucleoside diphosphate kinase activity. Gene Ontology annotation, biological process: CTP biosynthetic process; UTP biosynthetic process; GTP biosynthetic process. NCBI's taxonomy places the organism in Eukaryota, Metazoa, Echinodermata, Asteroidea, Valvatida, Acanthasteridae.
UUGACAACCGGUCGGAAGCGAGAGGGAAGAAACUAUCGACUGCUAGAUUUGUUUCUGCUUUGUGCGUACAACUUAAGUUAUAUUAUAGGCCCUAUAUGCAACAGUAUCGAUUCAAGCAGAUUCACAUUGUUUAUUACUGAACAGUUAAAUAAACGUUUUGAAAAUGUCACAACCUGAGAGAUUUGCUUUCAUCGCUGAAUGGUAUGAUGAGAAUGCUGCCAUCAUACGAUCUUAUCAGCUUCUCUUCUAUACAUCGGACAACACAGUGGAAAUGUAUGACAUCAAGAACAGACGGAUAUUCCUGAAGCGUUCCAAGGUGGACAACGUGAGAUUUGAAGACCUGUAUAUCGGGGGCACCAUCAACGUUCACUCCAGACAGCUGAACCUGGUGGAGUAUGCAGAUGAAUUCACCAAGAAACAGCUCAGCUCAAAGAAGGAGAAAACUCUUGCAAUGAUCAAGCCAGAUGCUGUGUCUAAAUUUGGUGCCAUCAUUGAUAUGAUUUAUGCGGGUGGGUUUCUCAUCGCUAAUGCCAAGAUGACCCAGAUGACCCGGCAAGACGCGGAGGAGUUCUACCAGGAGCAUGUACAGAGGCCAUUCUUUGACAAACUGGUGCGGUUUAUGGCCAGCGGCCCCAUCGUGGUCAUGGAGCUGAUGGGAAACAACGCAGUCACAGAGUGGCGCAGGCUGCUUGGCCCGACGGACAGUAGCAUGGCACGCAGUGAGGCGCCAAACAGCGUCCGAGCCAAGUUUGGCACAGAUCAGACCAUGAAUGCGUGCCACGGUUCAGACGCAGUUCAGACUGGCCAGCGAGAAACAAAUUUCUUCUUUGGUGCCGAUAGGAAGUGGAAGAACACAGCUAAGCUCUCGGGCACUACGUGCUGUGUGAUCAAGCCCAGUGCCAUCUUGGAAGGUAAGGCAGGCAAGAUCAUGAUGGCCAUUGUGGAGGCGGGUUUUGAAGUCUCCGCCCUCCAGAUAUUCCACAUGGAGAAAGCCAACGCAGAGGAGUUUUUCGAGGUCUACAAGGGUGUCGUGAACGAAUAUGGCGACAUGGUGCAAGAGCUGUGUUCUGGCCCCUGCUUUGCACUGGAGAUCACUGGUAAAGGGGAGCAGACAGCUGAAGCUUUCCGUGAGUUCGUAGGUCCGGCCGAUCCUGAGAUUGCCCGUAACCUCAGGCCCAAGACCCUGCGAGCCAUCUUCGGCCACAAUAAAAUCAAGAAUGCCGUUCACUGCACCGACCUCCCGGAAGACUGCCCGCUAGAGGUGGCAUAUUUCUUCCAGAUAUUGGCCAACUAGGGCCUUCAUUUCGAACCCCAGACCUCUGCGGAGGGCAUACCAGAGGUUCGUCUCUCAUACUCCCUAGGCAUAACCUGUGCAGUCACUAGAACUUGAUUCUGCUAGCGUCCAAAAUGGCAGUGACAGAAGAGAGUGUGUGCAAAUAUGAUAUCUAAACAUCAGUUUUACUGGUUGGGUGUGAGUGGAGAAACUUCUCUGUGGCUGUCGAGAUGCUCCCUGAUAUGUCUGUGCGUGAUGUAGGUUUUCAAGGCAGGGGAAUGUCGUUUCUUCCUGUAUUCAGCCUGCUCGUCAGUGAUCAGUAUUUGGAAGUCAUCUUAUGUCAUAUGACCGGCGUUAAUUCUUCUUAGCAAAGCAGAAAUCAUUUUGUAGCCACAUGCGUCAUGGGUAACAAGUAUUAAGCUGGAAUUAAGCGUUGCAAGUUGAAAAAUAUUUCAUUAAAAAAAAAUUCCUCAGUUUCUAAACAUUUGCUUUUUGACAGAAUGGAAUGUCUAAAAAUGUCUGAAGUCAAAAUGCCUUCAUAGCGUCCAAAAAUAUCAGGGUCCUUCUGGCCAAGAACUUUCCACAGGCAUGGUAACAAAGUUCCAGAAGUCAAAAAUGUUCCAGUCAGCUGUCAGGGUAAUAUGCACCGACACCUUCGCAGAGGUGUAUUGCUGUAUUACCCGAGGCCAGGCACGUGUAUCAUGCCACAUAAUGUGAGUUUCAAAGUUGUAGCUGGCUCUGAGCUGUGAACAAGUGUUUGCUCUCCUUUUUCUCUGACCUGAAAUGUACAUGCAUAAGUUUUGGACAAGUACAAGAUGUGUUACCUAUUUAAUAUUGAAAAAAACUUUGUGAUCGAGUGUCUGUGUCCUGCCUCCCCGAUGCAGAAGUUAGGCCCCUCUACCCUCCUCCAAGUUAUGAUGUUGUCAUCUCUAGGUUGGAAUAAGCGUUAUUUAAGCAGUGAUUACAUCAAACCCAGUGAUAAGAAAGCUGUCAUCAGUCACAAACUUUUGAAAAUCUCUUUCAAUAGUGUACAGUUUUGCUUGGAAUCCCAAAUAUUCUUUCCUAUCUUCCAGCAAAAAAGUGUAAAUAAAGGUUUCUGGUUCUCUCUCUCCGGCAAUAAAAGCAUAUGUGAGAAAGAGUU